Messenger RNA from Pectinophora gossypiella (pink bollworm), 1439 nucleotides. It is a transcript of the gene Mrm2, whose product is annotated as rRNA methyltransferase 2, mitochondrial. Gene Ontology annotation, cellular component: mitochondrion. Gene Ontology annotation, biological process: RNA methylation. The record is from RefSeq and is a predicted model, not a curated record. Gene Ontology annotation, molecular function: rRNA (uridine-2'-O-ribose)-methyltransferase activity. Lineage: Eukaryota; Metazoa; Arthropoda; Insecta; Lepidoptera; Gelechiidae. The transcript has 3 exons. The coding region runs from base 157 to 918 and encodes 253 amino acids.
UGAUAAUGACAUUUAUUUUGGCCCUUGGGCUGUCGUUUAAUUUUGACUAUCUACGUUUUUAUUCGAAGAAAUGAGCUUUUUAAUCGCGCCGUUGUUUACGUGAAUCUUGAAUUAUAAUUUACAAGCGAUAUAAUUAUAUUUAACACUUCACAACUCAUGAUCAAAACAAUGAUAACUUCGCGACUGUUCGCGCAAGAGAACUUAAAUUUUACGAGAAUGUGUUUCCUAGUCAAUUGUCUCAAAAGGUUAAAGACUUCACAGCAGUGGCUUAGCCGUCAGAAAGCUGAUCCUUAUGUUGAGAAAGCCAAGAUAUAUAAUUACAGGUGUCGCAGUGCUUUCAAACUGUUGGAAAUGAAUGACAAGACGAAUAUUCUCGUGCCAGGUCUUACUGUUGUUGAUUUAGGGGCAGCACCGGGCUCCUGGACGCAAGUUGCCGUCCAGAAAACAAAUGCUGAUGGAGCAGACCCUAAAAAACCGAAAGGAACAGUGAUAUCUAUAGAUAAACUGCAGAUAUUUCCCAUUGAGGGAGCAACAAUAAUGAACAACAUGGAUUUCUCAACAACAGAUGCGCAUGAUAAAGUUAUAGCUGCAUUAGGAGGUACGAAAGUUGAUGUUGUUCUAUCUGACAUGGCCCCCAGUGCUACAGGCGUCAGGGAGCUUGAUAAAGACAGAAUACUAGGCCUAUGUUACAUGGCCAUCAGAUUUGCUGCACUAGUCACUAAAAUAGAUGGUAACUUGUUAUUCAAGGUUUGGGAUGGUAAAGAAGUACCUAUACUGGAGAUGGAUCUGGAAAGGUUUUACAAGAGCAUAAAGAUUUUAAAACCUAAAGCAAGUAGAUCUGAGUCAUCUGAAAAGUUCAUUCUUGCUAAGGGUUUCAAAGGGGUCCAGAGGCCUCUGCAACAUGGCCAGUGGGGAUAAAUGUAACAAGACAAUUUAUAAAUGUACAACGAAGUUUUCUAAUAAAUGUCUUCCAUUUAUAUUGUUAAGUACCUAAUACUUAGAUACUGUAAACACAUACUCAAGUACAAGAUAAGAUUAGUCAAGAGUUUAUAAGUUACUAGUUGAUAUACAUAAGCUAGUAUGCAUAGUAGUAUUGUCCUAAAGAUGUACUUAUUUUUUAACACAUAUAUCAAAAAAGACAUUUGGAUGUUGUGCAAUUUUUGUAUUUAUUUUGUCAAGAAUACAUUAUCCCAUAAUAUUUAUUAUAAUAAAGAUUAAUUUGUACCUACUGAACCAAGCACAAGUUAAAACGGAAUAUUUAUAAUAAAACAUCAUAUAUAUACCAAAAGAAUCUUUAAUUUUAUAAUCACUGUUAUAGCAUAAUUUUUCGAAGCACAUCAUUUUUUACCAAUAUCAUAGCCUAUUAUACAUAUACCAGAUAAAUAUGUCCAUCACUAAAAACAUGAUUUUGUAAAUUAAACUUUAGCAAAUCCAACAAA